Messenger RNA from Vigna unguiculata (cowpea), 996 nucleotides. RefSeq names its product Polyketide cyclase / dehydrase and lipid transport protein. The record is from RefSeq and is a predicted model, not a curated record. Lineage: Eukaryota; Viridiplantae; Streptophyta; Magnoliopsida; Fabales; Fabaceae.
CUUAAGAUUGUUUUGUUGUGGGCGACAAGUUCAAGAACAUGGUUCAUGUAGUUUUGCGUUUUCGCAACAGAAAAAGAGUAUGGUAGAGGAGAAGAGAGCACCACAGAAACAAUGCGCGCCAUUCCAGUUUCCUCAGAAUCACGCUCAGCUUUUCUAUUCCCUCAACCACUCGCUUCCUUCUCCUCUAACUCCAUUCCCAUAACCCACUCCUCUCUCUUCUUCUUCCACCCUUUUCAUUUCAAGACCCAUCAUUCACUAUCCACUCCCAAACCUUGCUCCUCCAACUCCACACCCUUCUUGUGCACUGCUGCUUCAGAACCCGACCCCAUCACUUUAGACGAUGUGGGGCUUGAAGAGUCGGAAGAGUCCUUAGUUGAGGAUGGGGUGUGCAUAGAGGUGAUGAAACUGGACAAGAACUCGCGCAGAAUCGAAUCCAGAAUUUCCAUUGAAGCUUCUCUUUCUUCCGUUUGGAACAUCUUGACCGAUUAUGAGAGAUUGGCUGAUUUUAUCCCUGGCCUUGCUGUCAGUCAGUUGCUCCAAAAGGGUGACAAUUAUGCCCGUCUUUUGCAGAUCGGACAGCAAAAUAUAGCAUUUGGGAUAAAAUUCAAUGCUAAAGGAAUUGUAGAUUGUUAUGAGAAAGAAUUGGAGACUCUUCCUACUGGUAUUAAGCGUGAAAUUGAAUUCAAGAUGAUUGAAGGAGAUUUUCAACUCUUUGAAGGAAAAUGGUCGAUUUUGCAGCAUUUGAACAGCGAAAAUUGUGAGCAGUCUCAAGUCCGAGAAGUUAGUACAACUCUCUCAUACGUUGUUGAUGUUAAGCCGAAGCUGUGGUUGCCUAUUCGUCUCAUAGAGGGUAGACUUUGCAAUGAGAUAAAAAUGAACCUUGUAUCUGUCAGGAACGAAGCUCAAAAAGAACGAGUUGUGUAAUUAAUGGAUAUAUUGUGGAUCAUACAAAAAUGAAUACAAGUCCAGUUUACUCCUCUUUGCUCAUUUGGUAAA